CAGUUGGUUCGCGGUUUCCAAGGAUGAGGGACGCUCGCGGUCUGUGCAGAAAACGACAGUGACAAAAAAACACCAAAUAAACAUGAUGAGGAAGCUUUGACAGAGAAAAAUCCCAGAGAGCAGUUUUCCGGCCGGAUGUUUUCAAAGGUUUCCUGAGGUGAGACCACAAGACGAGGAAAGACGAUGGACGACAAUCUGACUAUGUCAUCGGUCGAUGUGGACCUCCUCGACCUGGGGUCCACCGUGGCCCCGGAGAGCCUCAAGCCCAACUGCAGCGUCAUCCACAGCCAGCUCCCUUUCGACUAUGGAGAAAGAGGAUCCAGCAUCCACCACGAAUACCCGAUGCUCUUCGUCAUUCCCAUGGCCUUCAUUCUCGCGGUGGUGAGCCUGGCGUCGGUGGUGGGCAACGGACUGGUGGUGGCCACCAUCAUGCGGCACCGCGGCAUGCGGACGCGCACCAACCUGUUGUUGGCCAACCUGGCGGCCGCCGACAUCCUGGUCGGCGCCGUCGACAUGCCCUUUUCGCUCAUCGCCCUCGUCAAGGGCAGGUGGGUGUUCGGCAAGAACUUCUGCCAGUUCAACGCCUUCACCACCGGCCUCGCCCUCAUGGCUUCCAUCCACACCCUCAUGUUCAUCAGCAUCCACAAAUACAUCUCGAUGACCCGACCCUUCAGCAGGGCAAUGACCCCGUUGCGGAUCUCCCUGAUGGCGGCCAGCGUCUGGUUGUGGGGAACUUUCUACAACUCGCUGCCCCUCUUCGGCAUGACCAGCAACGUUUACAAGUUGGGUGCAACGCAGUGCGGCCCAAUCAUUCCGUGCGAACGCUCCGAAAAGAUUCACUCGAUGAUCAACACCUUGGUCAACUUUGGACUGCCCCUGAUCGUCAUGUCCUUCUGCAACUUCAAAAUUUCCAGUGCUGUCCGCGACCACAUGGGAAGGAUGCGGGCCUGCUCGAACGUGAACUAUGAAAACUCGGUUCUGCAGCAGAAACACAUCACGGUGACCCUGGUGAUCGUGAUGGUUUGUUUCCUGGCCUGUUGGCUGCCCUACAUUGUCUACUCCUGCCUGCUUCUCUCGCUCUCCGACAAGACGAAGGUGCCCCUGUACCUCAACCCAGUCGUGUAUUGGUGCGGAUACUUGAAUUCUGCGUGCAACCCGAUCAUCUACGCCUUCCGCAGCCCCAGCUUCCGACAGGGUUAUCUUGAAAUCCUCUGCAGAAGAGGCAAGGAUGGCAGGCUUGGUCUUGGCAGUUUCUACAGCGGAUCGGCCAGCGGGAAAACCAAAACCGCCUCGCAACGCACGUACCUCUCGCAGUACUCACGAAAAACCCCCAGAGAUGGCUUCAAAAAGAAUAACUGCUUCGCAAGGCUCAAUUUGGAAACGCACCCUAGCAAAUUGAAUGAGGUUUCGGUUCGACACUCUCUACUUCCCAACUCAGGAAUUGUUGCGAAAGCGGUGCUGAACCACCUGAAGCACCGCUCGCAGCGGAUCGGCGUGCUCAAGUCGUCGCCGUCGGCGCCCGACCUGCAGGUUUUAUUUGCGCAGCAAAAUCGGCAUCGGCCGCCGAUGCGCCGGUUCGAUACGGACACGUGUCUGCUGCCGACGCUGACCUCGGGGCUCGACCUGAUGGGUCACUGCGAGCAGGACGAGCUGGAGCGGGUGUGCAGUUUCCACACGUUGCCGCCCGAAGAGGAAGAGGACGCGUGUCUGAUGGCCACGCAGGACGACGACGAGGCCAUUCCCAUCGUUCUGUACGACGAGAACGGCGAGCCGAGGAACAUCCGCACUGAAAGCGGCGCCUUCGUCGUCUCGCUGCAGGACGAGAACGGCAGGCUCUCGGGUCACGUCCGGGUCAUCGUCACAGACACCGACGCCAUUUCCAACACCUCACUCAAAACCAUCUCCAGGUCGUUUGGAGAAGACCUGAACCUGCCGCAAAUCGAGAGGCACCGAAUGAGCAUGUUGUCCCUGAUGGAGUUCGGCCGCAACUUUGACCUCGACACGGUCACCCCUGUGGCCAAAAAGACGGACAGACGGGCCACCCACCAAAUCCUGAACCCUCCGUUGCCGCAGAUCAAGUACAGGUCGGACCCUGGCGGUCUGGCCCUGCGCAAGUUCGGCUCAGUUGAGCGCCUCGGAGGAGAACGAAGGCGCCUCCGAAGGGGGCGCGCGCCGCCCCGAGAGCGGCAGGACGCCAACGUCAGCACAGAGGAGCUGACCAGUCUGCCCCUGGGGGCGGAACGGAGGCACAAGGGUCUGCUCGCAGCGGCCGGAGGCGGCAUCAGGAACUCCAUCAUGGCGCUUUUUGGAAAGGCAGGCUCUGUCAGCAAUUUCGCUCCGACCAAGAUGUAGAUUUCGAUAGAGAGAGUUUUGUUGAACGUUUGUGUGCCAAAAAAUUAUUUAUAUCCCAAAGAAGCCAUCUUUGUGCUGGUCAAGUUUUAUAAGUUCCUGCUCUUACCACUUUUGUACAAACAGUCAAGCACCGGGUUUGCCAACUUUUGAAAAAUACUAUCAAUUAUAUAAGGAAAUUUAAAGGUAUGAAUUUAAUCUUUUGGACCAAGAUUGAUAAAUUAUAACGUCUUCUAAGUUUCCAAUUAAAUUUUUAUGAAAAUUUUUUAAAUCAAAAUAUAUCUAUAGAUUUUUUUAAAGUUACUAAACCCUUUCAUUUCAUGUGUGCCAUUCAUUUACAUGUAAAUAAUUAAAUUAAAGUAAAUGCAUAAUUUUGCUCUCUAAUAGCCACUCGAUUCCAUUAAAAAAUAUUUAAUAUAAAAAUAGCCUCAUUGCCUCCAUGGUUGUAACAAAAAGUGUGUGAAUGUGAAUAAUAAAACCAUAUACAGAUGCAUCAUCAAAAUUCUA
Molecule: messenger RNA, 2856 nt
Organism: Neocloeon triangulifer
Lineage: Eukaryota; Metazoa; Arthropoda; Insecta; Ephemeroptera; Baetidae
Exons: 11
Coding region: 184-2352 (722 amino acids)
Biological process (GO): G protein-coupled receptor signaling pathway
Cellular component (GO): membrane
Molecular function (GO): G protein-coupled receptor activity
Source: RefSeq, a predicted model, not a curated record